Messenger RNA from Scomber japonicus (chub mackerel), 1827 nucleotides. RefSeq names its product cytosolic phospholipase A2 gamma-like. Gene Ontology annotation, cellular component: nucleoplasm; nuclear envelope; cytosol. NCBI's taxonomy places the organism in Eukaryota, Metazoa, Chordata, Actinopteri, Scombriformes, Scombridae. Gene Ontology annotation, molecular function: calcium-dependent phospholipid binding; calcium ion binding. Gene Ontology annotation, biological process: glycerophospholipid catabolic process. Bases 1 to 1827 code for a protein of 608 amino acids. The transcript has 13 exons. The record is from RefSeq and is a predicted model, not a curated record.
AUGCCGUGCAGGAAUGUCAGCUGGGUUGCUGGUCUGGUCUGUGCUUUUAUCAUGAUGUUAGGACCUAUGGGACGAACUGUGGACAAUAUGAGGAACCUGACAACAGUCACUCCUGAGAUGGAAGAGGUGCUCAGUGAAGCAUGGACACCAACAUCUGCACCCAACAUGGAGAUGGUUUCACAAUUUGCUCUUAAGCAUUAUGUCCGCCAGUCCCAGUCAUUGUCUGCAGGUGAGAAAGAGAUUAUCCAGAAGAGGAAACCAAUCAUUUUGAAGUCACUCAACAGGCUGAAAAUCAUGGCUACACUGGAUUCGGUCCCCCACAUCGCCUUGUUGGGGUCAGGUGGGGGUCAGAGGGCAGCUGUGUCACUAUUGGGUUCCCUCUAUCAGAUGGAAAAAGAAGAUAUACUGGAUACUGUGCUCUACCUGGGAGGAGUUUCUGGCUCUGCCUGGUCCAUGAUCUCCCUGUACAGUGACCCUCAGUGGAGCAUAGACAACAUAGACAGAGCGGUGUCCAGGCUGUCAGGUCCUGGGGUUGGGCUGGAGGAGGCUUUCACCUGGCUGACUAAGAGAUCCAAAGAGGAGCACUUCUCUCUCGCUGAUAUCUGGGGGGUCAUGACUGCUGCUGGGAUCAUGAAACAGUUGAACAAUCAAAGUCUUUCUGAGGAUGGAAUAAAAGCCACCAAUCCAUAUCCCAUCUACAACGCAGUGGACAAGAACUGCCUGCAGAAUGGCCCUGAGAAAGGUAAAUGGUUUGAGAUAACCCCCCAUGAGGCUGGAUUCACAGAUUUGGGUUUCUUCAUUAACACGUCUCACUUGAACAGCAGACGCCAAGAAGCAGGUCUCAAACAUAAAGGGUCAGGAAUGGACAACAUCUGGCUGCAAGGUGUAGUGGGUAGCGCUAUAGCAGAUGAAUCAAGACUGCAAGACAAUUUUCCUGACUGGCUGAAAGUACCACAGCAGGUCAAAAAUUCCUGGGACGUCUUGGACUUUUUCAAGCGUGGCUGCCACACUCUUUUGAAGCUAAUAGAGCUAAUUAGAAAAAAAACAAAGGAUCCAGCUGUUCUAUCUGACCUGGACAACCUGCAGAAAACACUGAAAGAACACCUAAACCUCAACGCUGCAUUGUUUAAAAAGAAGAGUCCAAAAGAAAAAAAGCUGAUCCUUGAACAGUGGGGUCAGAAAAUGUUGGAACCCUUAAAGAAAUGGAGCCAGAGUCUGGAUGAAGGACCCGUUAAAGAGAAUAUCUCUUGGUUGACCGAGAAAGUAUUUCCACUGAUUGGAAAAUGGAAAUGGGGAACAACGAACAACUUCCUCUACCAAUACCCAGAUGCUGUGGUGCCGUCUUGCAUCCGACGUGAGAAGCACCUGCAGCUGAUAGACGCUGGUUUGAUGCUCAACACGCCCUAUCCUCCUUUCCUGGGAGAAAAGCGAGACGCUGACCUCCUCAUCGCUCUGGACUUCGCCUCUGACCUCCCCUUCACGACACUGAUUCUUGCCAGAGACUAUGCAGCCAAGAUGAAGAAACCUUUCCCAGAGAUAGAUGACAAAAUCCUGCAGGAAAAAGAUUGGCCGAAAGACUGCUAUGUAUUUGAGGGAAAAGACAAGCAGCCAACUAUCGUUUACAUGCCGCUCUUCAAUACACGGAACUGCAAAGAUGCAGAGGACUUCAAAGCAAAGAUGGAGGAGUUCGCCACCUUCCAGCUUCCAUACAACCAGGAGAAGAUUGAGUUUUUGUUGGAGACAGCAAAAUCCAAUAUAAAGAACAACAAGGCAACUCUGGCGAAUGAGGUGUACAAGGCUACUGUCCGCCGAUACCACAAGAGGUAG